CCAUGCUGGCCAAGGCCGAGAGGUCCCUUCAGUCUGCUUCUAACAGUGACUGACGCGAAGAGUCUGUUCCUCAGAAGGAAGCAAAAUUUAUAUUUCAUGAAAGGAGGGCCGGUUUAUACAGUCAGACUUUGAUCUAGUGGCUGCAACCACUUGGGCACAGGAUGUGGGGUGCUGAGGCCUUGUGGCGCUUUUCCAAGUACUUAAUUGCGGCUGAAAUUGCUGCCUUUGGAGGAGCGUAUUAUGUGUGGCACAAAAUGAACAUCAGCCAAGAUUACAGAAAACACAUGCAUGAGAAUCACCCCUAUGUUCUUGAACUUUUCUACCGGACGGCAGAAAUGGCACAGAUUAAAGAUGCCAGACCAAAUGACUACAGGGCUUGGGGCAUUCUCGGAAAUGCGGACAUAGAUACUAACACAAAAUCAUCAUGACGAUAGAGAUUAACUGCUAUUCACUCAUGUUUUGUAUUUUCAGUGAGUGGUAGUGUUGUAUAUGAUUACUUUUGAGAAAAUUAAAUUUUGUUCUAAAUUUUCACAUAUUUAGAAGUUAUGAUAACUGCUAAUUUCUGUAUUUAGUUGGAUGUAGUGUUUGAUACAUGUCUCUAAUUUAAACACUACAACAUGAAAGUUCUGUUUGAGUUUCUGGUAUCCUCAAGCUGUUAAUGAUGUUGCAUUUUGCAGGGAUUCUGGCCGUUAGUGUUUGAGAUUCUUCACACAUCCAAGCCCUAUCAACCUUUAUCUCGAGCAGAACAUUUUAGUGCUACAAAUGUAGUGCAUUCUGUGCAUUCUACUAAAAUGCCACGAACUUUAAAAUAUAUGUAUAAGUUUGAUCAAAACUUGUGGAAUGUUUUAACUGCUUUAACUGUAUGUGGAAAACAUGCCUCUAAUACCAUACAUGUAUUAAUUUUUAUAAGUGUACAAACCUGACUCAAAUAAAAUGAUGUACAUGUCACUACA
Messenger RNA from Acanthaster planci (crown-of-thorns starfish), 953 nucleotides. RefSeq names its product protein CEBPZOS-like. Lineage: Eukaryota; Metazoa; Echinodermata; Asteroidea; Valvatida; Acanthasteridae. The record is from RefSeq and is a predicted model, not a curated record.